AAUAACAACCUUUGCUUGCCCUUAGUCUAAGCUUCGUGUAGCCCCAGUCUCCAGCUGCUCUGUCAAAACUCUUUUCUCUAACUUUAUCACCAAACGGGCUUGGGCUCCUGAGCAGUUUCUUGACUCAAUUCAGCUCUCACCCAGAUUCAGUUUUUAUCAGGAUGAAGAAGGUGGUGUUUCUGCUGCUAGCUUUCUACAGCUCCAGAGUGCAAGGAGAAAGGAUAGAGAAGAUAGAGCAGUGCGGAGUCCACUGCUCUCAGGGACUUCGCUGCAAAGCCAAAUCUCAUGUGUCAUUUGGGUUCUGCAAGAAACCCCCAGACAGCAUGAGCAGUGACGUUUUCACCAACACCAGUGUUUCUACGGUGAUGAGGUGUGACUCGAGCCAGCGGUGUUCUGUCCAUCUCAGAGUCAGCACUGUUCUGCAGAUCAGUGAACACAUCCAUGGGAUCUACUUUUGCACGUUUGCAGCAGGGCUGAUGGAGCGUUGCAGGAUUGUGAACUUCCCCAAAACACAGCGAGCAAAACUGGUGGACAAGCAGAAGGUGAAUAUUCAGGAUGACUGCCUGGAAGUUGGCGUAGGGCAAGAUAUGCAUAUAACUCUCAAAACCUGGCCAUGGUUUUGUGACAUGGAUGUUUUCAGAUUACACCAUGCUCCAGAUUGCAGCAACAUGGACAUACGAAGAAGUGUUACUGAAUGCAUCACGGGGAGGAUUCACUAUGAGGUGGAUGUGGAAAGGAAGGAGCUGGCCGUAAGUGUGUCAGAGAUGCUGGAGGACAGAGACUAUCACCUAAGGCUAUGUCACAAGGGCUUCCUCUGCACAGGCACUGGGGAACAUGUGCUGUUAAAAAAGGAGAAUCCACUGAAGAAUGCUACCUUGAAGUAUUCCAGACCUGUGCCGUGCUUGUGUAUUGAGGGCUGGUCAGUAAUGACAGAUGCGCCGCGAGUGCAGGUGUGCCCUUUCAAACAUCGGGUUGAGGAGCUGUGGUCGGGCAUAGCCUUUGACCCUGUGACAGGGACACUGUCAUGGGAAGCAGCAUGCCACAUCAAUGCUGUCGUGAGUCUGUGCGAACUACACGAUGGGGGCAUGUGCGAAGACCUCGCCCAUUCUCAUCAGACCUACGUCAAAGGAAAAGUGACAUAUUCAGCAGUGGAUCCUCACCCACGACUUUGUAUGAAGUUCAAGACAGAGGCUGGGGUGUGGGUUAAGUGCCCAUUUUCGGAGGGGGAUUUCCCAGUCUGGUACCUGGAAGUGAAAGAAAGUCAGCCACAGCUGCUUGUGACAUCACGGGUCAGGGCAAGUCUCUCUGUGAGCACAUGUUCCAGGACUGGGUCUGAUAUGUGUGAAAACACACACACCUCCUUAGUUGAUGUGGAGAAAUUUAAGCCUGUGCAACCCAAUCUGACCAUGGAUCUCUGCCAGCCUGGAUACUGCAUCAAGGCAAAGAGGGCAGAUACGGAAUAUGGAAUCACCAUUCUCUACUGCCAGCUCCCAUGUUCCCUACCUUUCGAAUAUGCUGGCGCGAGCACUGGAUGGCUCGAAUGCGUGGUGCCAUUGGCGGCGAUCCUGGCUAUGGCUAUCGUCAUGGCUACUCUUGUCAUGGCCAUUGCGAUGACUGUUUACCAGUUCAAAUCGGUGAGCAAGGCUCUGGAUAAUGUCAGCUUGCCAGGAGUUCACACAGGCUCAUGUUCUCCAAUGACUGGGAAGUCAAGCUUAGAAACUGAGCUUGCGUGCAAAGCCUGUCUUCAUGUGCCAUGCCACUCAGGAAGCCCACAGUUAAGACAUGGUGACAAGUCAAAUCUACUGGAAGGCUUUACAGAGCACUUUGAAGUGUAGCUCUGGAGUUUGCCAAAGACGGUAUAUACUUAGUUGUAUUCUUUUUUUAAAUUCUUUAUUUAUGCAUUGCUGGAGUGUUUCAUGAAAAUCCUUUAUUGUGCUGUCAUCCUCCUUUUUUAAAAGACCAUUGCACACAUUUCUCAUUUCAUGUUGAGGUGUAGAAUACAUUUAUUUAUAUGAUAUAUGUCCUGUAUGUUUUGAGAGAUGCCUAUUGUUUAUGCCUGUUCCUGUUGAAAUUUAAUGACUGCAGCUCAUUUAUGAAUAUCCAGUGAUACUGGACAUUCUGUUUGAAAAAAUUCUAAAUAAAUAUUGA
Electrophorus electricus (electric eel) is the source of this 2148-nucleotide messenger RNA. It is a transcript of the gene il17rel, whose product is annotated as interleukin 17 receptor E-like. Lineage: Eukaryota; Metazoa; Chordata; Actinopteri; Gymnotiformes; Gymnotidae. Gene Ontology annotation, molecular function: interleukin-17 receptor activity. The record is from RefSeq and is a predicted model, not a curated record.